This is a messenger RNA of Babesia ovata, 3837 nucleotides long. RefSeq names its product scavenger receptor cysteine-rich domain-containing protein. Gene Ontology annotation, molecular function: protein binding. NCBI's taxonomy places the organism in Eukaryota, Apicomplexa, Aconoidasida, Piroplasmida, Babesiidae. Gene Ontology annotation, cellular component: membrane. Bases 1 to 3837 code for a protein of 1278 amino acids. The record is from RefSeq and is a predicted model, not a curated record. The transcript has 14 exons.
AUGCUGCGGCGGCUGCACAUUUGUCGCCGCGGCGCAGCUCCGCUGCCGUGGUUGGCGUUGUGCGCGAUCGUCGUCGCAUUUUUGUGGCGCAUCGCUUCUUCCGAUGAGUGGUGUAAAGUCGCCACUUUCGGUCUUGAGCCUCAUUAUGAGCAAUGCCUACCAGAUGGCGAUACGCUGGUGCGAUACACAAUCGAAGUCGUCCCGUUGCGUCUGGAUGACAUGAGCCUCAGUGCCGACGUACGCAUCAAGAUCAUCGGUGACGGGAGGGAAACCAAGCCUAUAACCAUAGCUUCCGUCGACGGCACCCAUACCAGGCUGAAUGUGGAACGCAUCGAUGUUGGAGACCCUCGUGCCAUCGAGUUGGAUUCCGGCACUUCCGAUUGGUCGUGCGAACGUAUCACCGUAUUUCGCGACUCCAAGUACUGGAUUUUCGACUGUAUUGCAGAUGGUUCGGCGGGCGUGGUUGACGACCGCCCGCGCUACCUGCUUUCCGGGAACAAGGUGUACACCGUCAGCAUUCAGACCGGAAGCUACAAGGAUUCCGGCACAUCAGGCCGCAUAUCUCUGAUGCUGAUUGGCUCCCUGGGCAAAAGCAACACGAAAGUCUUAGGGACAAACUUCUACACAGGUUCGUAUUUGACGUUCGUGUUGAAGGCUGCGGAUGUCGGUGAUGUCACCGGCGUGCUGCUGUCGAAUUCUGCCACUGCCGACCCGUGGUACUGCGAAGACAUACGCGUGUUGUCCUCGAACGAAUCGGUGAAGACGUUUGCGGUUAAGCGCUGGAUCGGCAGCCCCUACGAGGAAUCGGUUGAGAUCACAACGGCCGAGGGCACGAGCGUGACGAACUUCAACGAGACCACGCCUAUGGAUAUUCAGUGCCACACGCGCGCCAUCGAUCUUUAUUCUGGACCCGUCAACAAGCCGUUCAACGUAACAGUGCGGUGCCCUAUGAACUGCCAGGCAUCCGCGCUGGUGCAUAUUGUGGGUUCCUCCCUGCACCAUUCAUCGUCGUCAAUUUGCACAUCUGCAUUGUAUGACGGCGUCUUAACCCCUUCUGGUGGGGAGGUGGUGGUUUCCAUAGUGGGUGCGUUGAAGCACUACCAUGGCACUGUGAACCCUUUUAACCGCAUGGAGUCAGAGAGCUACGAACCGUCUCCGAACAAGCCGUACUACUCGUUCUAUACGUUCCUAAACGAGAGCAUCGACAACGUCGAGUCCAACGUGCGGCUGGUUGAUGGUACAGUUACUUGGUUUGUGUCGCCAUCGUGUGCAGCGUUCGGACGUCUCUCCUCGUUUGGUAGACUAGAAGUGCUGAAAAACGGCAAAUGGGGUACUGUAUGCAACAAAGGAAAGUUUGGCGCUUUCAACGAAGCUGCGGCCAACCUCGUGUGCCGAAAGCUAGGUGCGUUGAUACAGCAACCCGUUUUACACCACCCAGGAUUCAAGCAUGGCAUCCACGUCAUGGAAAACUGCUCCAGCGUGAACGAUCAAAAUAUGUGCGUUCCGCGCGGUUACGCCGUUUCGUACGCCGGGCUGAUGUGUUUGGGAACUGAGGAUGACAUAUCGAGCUGCAUCAUUGAAGAGCCAACUGUGGACUGCCAGUCUCACAAGGAUGACGUCAUUGUCAAAUGCACCAAUACGACGCCACAUGAUGGCAUCCCCUUCGGCACCCUGCGUCUGGUUGAUGCGUCCGGCGUGCCCACGAGCACGGGCACUGGCCGCCUUGAGUUCUACAACGACGGGUUCGGCUCCGUAUGCAACGAGUCGUGGAGCAAAGCCGCUGCCAAGAUCGCCUGUCAGGAGAUGGGAUACAGCGGCCUUCACAACGGCGGCAUGGUUGGUCAGGACUGCGCCGAUGUCCAUGGCGUGAACCUCUGCGCGCCAGUCACACACAAGAUCGCCGCAGUGGAUUUCCAAUGUCGGGGCCUGGAGCGCGCUCUCGGCCAAUGCCCUCACGAGUCAGCUGACGACAUCUACUGCACCCACGACCAGGACGUGGUGCUCUCCUGCGCUGGCAACGGCGACCCGAGCGAAUUCAGACACAUACGGCGUACGGAGCCGUUCACGCCUGUAAUGAAGAAGCUGCCGCAUGCCGUGAAGCUAACAUGCUACGACAACAUGGGGUCUCACAGCGAGUUUCAGACAAAGCAUGGCGACUUUGCGAUCGCCAUCUGCCCACCGGGAUGCAAGAGCGAUCCAGCCGCCCUAAAGGGCACAUUCAUUUACACGGAGGAUUCGGCGAUCUGCAAGGCAGCUGUGCAUGCCGGCGUGGUAGACGACUCUGGCGGCGAGAUAGUGGUCAUUCGUGCCAUCACUCAGCCUACCUUCUACGGUUCCGUGAUGAACGGCGUGACGAGCCUUGGCGCACACAAGAUCGCUUCGGAGUUUCAGGCGGGGGCUUUUCUGGUCUCGCGAGCGACGAAGCACAUCCUAUCCAAGCAGAUGAAGCUGCAGCAUGCCCUCGAAUCUCAGGCGGACCCGAAGCCGCUCAUGGGCGCUGAUACACCUCCGUCUCCUCCAACUGUCCGUUGGUUCCCCGAGAUGGGCUGGAAGGGUUUCAACGGUUCUGCUGCGGAUUUCGUGAGCCUGCGCAACUUCCCCAACACCGAGAAACUGAAGACGCUGCGUGAUUUCACGUUCAUCGUGCAGAUGACUCCCACCGGUGCGUCGUAUAUAGAUAGUCCUGACAUGCACACCAGAGCUCGUUGGCAAAUGGAGCACGUUGUUUUCGUUUCAGGGCUGCGGCGGUCUUACGUGUACGAUAGACAACGCCGGAGAGAUGGUUCUGGAGGAGAACUGCAGACCGGCAUUAUUCAAAACUACGUUCUUCCCUACACUGGGCAUCCCACGCGCGACAUGGGCUUUUUCGUUGAUGGGACUCUUAUCGCAAGCCGUUCAACCGAGUUCGACUUCAGUUUCCAGGGAGACCUGAUUCUUGGUAAAUCUGCGGAGACUGAUUCGGACUUCUUCGUCGGCCAACUGUUGUCGCUAGAAGUCUUCGAUUAUGUGAUGCCACCGGAUCAGGUGCUGCAUCACAGCCGUUUACUUCAGACGCUGGAAGGCAACCGCAUCCACUCGCGCCACUCGUCCACCCGCAUGACCGUUGAGGGGAACAUGUGCCUAAGCAAGUGCGUUCGCAUGCGCUCUCCAGCGCACGAUUCGGCGCGUCACGGCAGCCCUACGAACCCAGCAAUCCACCUGAGCUGCCACAACACGCUCGAAGACGAGCGCUUCAACGGCGCUACCGGCAACGAGUUCCUGGUGAGCUGCAGCCGGAGCUGCACGGACCCGCUGCUCGUGCUGAAGGGCAGUAAGGUUUACACCCCCGACUCAUCGAUCUGCAAAGCUGCGGUCCACUCAGGUGCCAUUCCUCUGGAGGGAGGCGAGGCUAUCGUUACCAUCCUGCACGGCCAGGACAGCUACGACCGAUGCGUUGGUCACUACGGCGUGUUGAGCAACAAGUGGAACCUACCGCAUAUGCGGUCGUUCUCCGUGCGCCGCGCCCCCCUUGUGUUGGCGCUGUCAUGCCAAGACCCCGGGAUUUUCGUGCUGAAGAUGAACCCCGGGACGCGCACGCUGCUGCGCUGUCCUCCGGGCUGCCUAGACAACCAAACGACGAACGUUUUCGGUACCGGCGUGUACAACCCCGUUUCCUCGCUCUGCCAGGCCGCCAUACACUCCGGCAAGCUGGACAACCGUGGAGGAGAGGUCGAAAUCGAGGUUUUAGGGAGCCAGGAAUCGUUCGCUGGGUCGACCUCCAACGGCGUGACGUCGUUGUCCAGCGGCCAGUAUUUGAAGAGCUUCCGCGUGCUCCGCGGCACUGUCAGCGCUGCCUAG